CGGUUAUGGAAGAAGUGAAUUAUAUAAUCCAUAUGGAAUAUUUGUUAGUUCUAAUCAAACAAUGUUUAUAUUGGAUACAACAAAUUAUAGAGUUUUAAAAUGGCAAUUAGGAGAACCGAUUGGUUAUGUUGUUGCUGGUGGAAAUGGUAAUGGUGGAGCAUUUACUCAAAUUGGUGCAAGCUAUUCAUUCUUUGUUGAUGAUCAAUAUAAUGUUUAUGUAUCAGAAAAUGGAAAUCAUCGUGUUACUGUAUGGUUUAGUCGAAAUAUAACUGCUGGAGCUUUGGUAAUAUUUUGUUUUCUUGAAACAUUUUUGUUUUUUUGAUGAUUUUAAUUUAAAUAAAAGGUUGCUGGUGG
Didymodactylos carnosus is the source of this 354-nucleotide messenger RNA. NCBI's taxonomy places the organism in Eukaryota, Metazoa, Rotifera, Eurotatoria, Philodinida, Philodinidae. The record is from the annotation of a GenBank genome assembly.